AUUGUUAUGUAAACUAAAGAUGUUGGUAAUGAAAGGACAGCAUCAGUAACACGUAAAAUUAUUGUCGAAUGUUAAUCGUCUAAUUACACUAAUGUCGAAUGUUAAUCAUCUAAAUACCCGGUAAUGUUUAUUUUGUUAAGGCAUCGAAUAAAUGUGAAAAUAUCGACUAAUUUAUAAGGAUUUCGACUACUAUUAAUAAGGUUAAUAUUUUAAGAUGAAAUUUUAAGACUUAAUAUGACAUUAGAGCUUAUUAAGCUCCAACUAGAAAUUCGAAUCGAUUAAUACUCAAUAAAUGAGUACACAAAUUUCAAAAUUAGUUUGCUCAAACAAGUUACAAUGUUGCGAGCUUGUUAAGGAAUAAAAUUUCAUAUCGAAUAAAAAUGAAAACAUAAUCAAUUUAUAAGAGUUUGGACUAUUCCUCUUAACAAUGUUGGCCUUAAAAAAGAUGAAACCUCAAGUCUAUACAUAUUUUCUGUUUGUUCUCAUUUUUCCUUUAUUUUGUAUUUCCACGUUGUUUACUAUGUUAACGGCUAUGUUCCAUUAGCAUUAUUCUAUGAACAUAUAUGUGAGUAGAUGGUGAUAAGGUUCGUAGGGACAAUAUAAAACGUGCAAUUUUCAUUCAUAAAGAUCAUGGUCUAGGGGCAAAAUAUCCAAGAGAAAUAAGAGGAUAUUGUAAGGAAUAUCGCCCCAAACCCACUAAGCAAUCGUAAAAUAGUAAAAAACAAAGCAAGAACAAAAAUCGAACAUGCAAAUUGUUCACCAAGUUCAGCCAAACACAGUCUAAUCUCGGAGUUCAGAGGUAAGUUCAUCACUAGCAAGAAACCUUCAAAAGAGUGUAUAAACAGUUGAGAAAAUCAAAUUAGACCCACUACAUGGUCAUCGAUCCCCAAGGAUCUCACAAUAACUCAAACCCUAACUCACAAGACAAAACAGAACCUUGCCAAGAACUCAAUACAGGUUUACCAGCAACAUACAAGCCUAAAACACUGUACAAUACGUUAUACCAUCAUUAGAUAACUACAAAGAUUAUUUCAAAACUACCAAAAAUCUCUAGAUCUUGGAAAGGGAGAAGGACAGAGACGAUAGAACAAGAGAGAGAGAAACUCUAGAGACUAUUCUUCAGAAAACUGACCGACUAAUUGAAAAGCCCCAAGUCUCAAAAGUCUCUGAAGGUAUUAAUUUUGGAAGACUAAAUCUCAACCUUAAAAUUAGAUCAACGAUCCACAAUGACCAAGAGAAAGCACGACUCAUGUGACCGUGUAUUAGCCAAUGUCCAAGAGCCAAUUGUCCAUAGGAGUACAAGUGGCAUUUAUACUUAUGAGAGUGUGGUUUGACAAAUAAAACUCCAUAGAUAUUUUUUUUCUCUAGAAGAUGGGAAAUGCAAACGUCAAAAAAUUCCUGUGGUCACUGAAAGAUAGGAAAUCUGUAGUUAUAUAUAUAUAUAUUUGCAACGUGUAAAACUUCAUUGAAGUGUGUGAACCAACCGUUAGAAUAGUAAAAUCCAGUUUCACAAAAAUUUUCACCAUGGCCAUGGUCGCAUGCCCAUCUUUGAGGAAUCUGCAAUUCAAAGUCCAUUCGUCUUCACCAUUUUUUCCGUACAAAAGAAGAAUUUUUCCAAAUGGGCACCUGCGUAUUAACAAGAAAAGCCAGCAUUGUAUGUUCCUCAAAAAACCCAUAGUUAAAGAUGGGGUUUUGAGUUUUAAUGGCAGAGAUGCGCUCAUUGGCGUACCUGAUAAUGUUAUAAUAACGCCAUGGUCGGAGUCAUCUGCUUUUUUAGGUGCUACCGCCAGUGAAAGCAGCUUUCGACAUGUCUUCAAACUUGGAGUUAUCGAAGAAGCCAGAUUGCUAUGUCUGUUUAGGUUUAAAAUUUGGUGGAUGAUACCUCGAGUAGGAAAUUCUGCAAUGGACAUUCCUAUUGAAACACAGAUGUUGCUGCUGGAGGCAAGGGAAGAACAACAUUCUGAAAAGGAUGAAGGAAACACAGCUUAUGUAUUGUUCUUACCCAUAUUAAAUGACGUCUUCAGAAGCAGCUUGCAGGGGAACUCGGCCGAUGAGCUUGAAGUUUGUGUUGAAACUGGUGAUCCCAGUGUAGUCGCUUCAGAGUGUGUCAAAGCAGUUUUUGUGAACCAUGGAAACAAUCCUUUUCAAUUGCUCAAGGAAACUAUGAUGAUGCUGCAAAAUUAUUGUGGGACAUUUGAACUCAGAAAUACCAAGCAGAUGCCUGGAAUGUUAGACUAUUUCGGCUGGUGCACUUGGGAUGCUUUCUACCAUGAUGUCAAUCCUCAGGGAAUCAGAGAUGGCCUAAAGAGCUUAUCUGAAGGCGGCACUCCAGCAAGGUUUUUGAUUAUAGAUGACGGUUGGCAGGAUACAACCAAUGAGUUCCAAAAAGAGGGGGAGCCUUUCGUUGAAGGGACACAGUUCGGUGCGAGACUGGUAAGCAUAAAAGAAAACAAGAAAUUUCAGGAAACAGAAAAGGUUUUAAGCAGCCAAUCAAAUGGUCUUAAGGAAUUUGUAUCGGAAGUAAAGAAAAAUUUUGGUCUCAAGUAUGUCUAUGUGUGGCAUGCAUUAAUGGGAUACUGGGGAGGGCUUCAUCCAGAUGCCCAUGGAACUAAGAAGUAUAAUCCAACUUUAAAGUUCCCAAUUCAAUCACCAGGGAAUAGGGCACAUCAGAGGGAUAUAUCUAUGGAUUCUAUGGAGGAAUAUGGUGUUGGUACCAUCGAUCCAAACAAUAUAUUUGAAUUUUAUGAUGAUCUACAUGGAUAUCUUGCGUCACAGGAAGUGGACGGAGUUAAGGUUGAUGUACAAAACAUACUGGAAACAGUAGCUACAGGUUCAAGUGGCAGGGUCUCUCUUACUAGACAUUUUCAACAGGCACUUGAAAAGUCAAUAGCCAAGAACUUCCAAGACAAUGGCAUCAUCUGUUGUAUGGCCCAGAACACGGAUUCUGUUUACAACAUGAAAAGAAGUGCCAUUACACGUGCAUCAGAUGAUUAUUACCCCAAGAACCCAACAACACAGACGCUGCACAUAGCUGCCAUAGCUUACAACAGCAUAUUCUUUGGUGAAGUACUCGUCCCAGAUUGGGACAUGUUCUAUAGCUGCCACCCUGAAGCUGAAUUUCAUGCAGUUGCUCGAGCAGUUGGAGGCUGUGGUGUCUAUGUUAGUGAUAUACCUGGCCAGCAUGAUUUCGAGAUACUUAGAAGGCUUGUGCUACCCGAUGGAUCUGUGUUGAGAGCAAAAUAUCCUGGAAAGCCAUCACGUGAUUGCUUAUUUAGUGAUCCAGUUAUGGAUGGGAUAAGCCUUUUGAAGAUUUGGAAUCUGAACAAAAUCACUGGAGUACUAGCUGUAUUCAACUGCCAAGGAGCAGGGACCUGGCCUGGAAUGGAGAGUACUGUUCAAUUAGAUCGUAUUGAGUUAGUCGGAAAGAUUUCCCCAGCUGAUAUUGAGUAUCUUGACGAAGUAUCACCAAAGUCAUGCACAGGAGACUUCGCAAUGUUUUCCUUCAGAUCAGGAUCGAUUUCUCGAUUGCCGAUGCAUGGAAAGCUCGGCAUUACUUUAAAAACCUUGCAAUGCGACAUCUUCACUGUAUCUCCUAUUAAGUUUUACCAUCAAAAAGUUCAUUUCGCUCCAAUUGGCUUAGUAAACAUGUACAAUUCUGGAGGAGCUGUUGAGGCAAUUGAAGUUUCGGACGAUUCCUCUUGUUAUGGAGUUCAAAUCAAAGGAAGAGGGGCUGGUAUCUUCGGAGCAUAUUCCGACAUAAAGCCGAAUUUUUGCUCUGUGAAUAACAUCAGAGAGGCAGAAUUUGAUUACAGAAGUGAGAAGCAUUUUUUGACAGUUAGCAUUCCCACUGGAACAAACGCUUGGGAUGUAACCGUUCAUUAUUGAGCAUAGAGGAUUGGCGCAUCUACUGUUACCAAGUGUGACUUCCGAAUCACUUUGAUAAGUUUGUAGUUUGUACCAUAAUACAUAGUGAUAUGUGAUUGGCCACUACACCCAAAGGGUAAAAGGUUUCAAAUUCUGGUAACAAUAGUGUGACAUAACAUUACAACUAUGUUAUUUCAGCGGUCCACUUUUGAAGAACAACUCCAUCAUUGUAACUUAUAUAUCAGCUUGUUGAACUCUACUAAAAACUCGAGUUGUCAGAAGGAGCACAUUUAUGUUUCCAAAUUUAGCUUUCAACACGUUUUAUUA
Olea europaea var. sylvestris is the source of this 4191-nucleotide messenger RNA. Its product is annotated as probable galactinol--sucrose galactosyltransferase 2. The transcript has 15 exons. Bases 1525 to 3885 code for a protein of 786 amino acids. Lineage: Eukaryota; Viridiplantae; Streptophyta; Magnoliopsida; Lamiales; Oleaceae. The record is from RefSeq and is a predicted model, not a curated record.